Molecule: messenger RNA, 2411 nt
Organism: Pseudomyrmex gracilis
Lineage: Eukaryota; Metazoa; Arthropoda; Insecta; Hymenoptera; Formicidae
Product: elongation of very long chain fatty acids protein AAEL008004-like
Exons: 4
Coding region: 249-1238 (329 amino acids)
Biological process (GO): fatty acid elongation, monounsaturated fatty acid; sphingolipid biosynthetic process; very long-chain fatty acid biosynthetic process
Cellular component (GO): endoplasmic reticulum membrane
Molecular function (GO): fatty acid elongase activity
Source: RefSeq, a predicted model, not a curated record
UGCCGAUAGGUAGCUCGCAGAAGAGGUGCUUGCUCUUAUUCGAAUUCAUACUUAUUGUUGGAUUUAUAUUUAACCGAUUUUUUUACUUUUUUUUUAUUUUCUUUAUAUAUAUGUAUAUAUUAUAUCGUUUUUGUGACCAAAUCCAAAUAUUUCGAGAAUCCAAUCGUCAAGUGUUUGUGGUGAUUUGCUGAAACGUUUUAACGCACGACGAUUUUAUAUCGAGAUAACAACGUUAACACAGCGACAUAAUGACGGAAUUGAUAGGAAAAAUUUACGAUGCUUACCGGGAUCUAAUGGACAACAAGAGCGAUCCAAGAGUCAACGACUGGUUACUAAUGAGCAGUCCGUUUCCCACGCUAGCGAUUUGCCUGUUCUAUGCUUAUUUCUCCAAGGUAUUGGGACCAAAACUGAUGGAAAAUCGAAAGCCUUUCGAUUGCAGAAAAGUAAUGCUGUGGUACAAUUUGUUUCAAGUGAUAUUUUCGAUAUGGCUGUUUCGCGAAGCUUGGGUAUCCGGUUGGGGAGGACAUUAUUCUUUUAAGUGUCAACCGGUCGAUUACUCGUACAAUCCAAUAGCAGUGCGCAUGGCGCACGGUUGUUGGUGGUAUUACGUCUCUAAGUUUACCGAGUUUGCAGAUACAACUUUUUUUGUGUUGAGAAAGAAGAACGAUCACAUUUCCACUCUCCACGUCAUCCAUCACGGAAUCAUGCCUCUAUCUGUCUGGUUUGGAGUUAAAUUCACUCCCGGUGGUCACAGUAGUUUCUUCGGUUUUCUAAACACUUUUGUACACAUCGUGAUGUACUCGUAUUAUUUCCUGGCGGCGCUUGGACCACAAUUGCAGCCGUAUUUAUGGUGGAAGAAAUAUUUGACGACGUUGCAAAUGAUCCAGUUCGUUCUUGUAAUGAUCCACGCGUUCCAACUGCUUUUUAUCGACUGCAACUAUCCGAAGGCCUUUGUAUGGAUCAUUGGCCUCCAUGCCGUGAUGUUUUACUUUCUUUUCCGCGAUUUUUAUUUUGAAGCGUAUAAAAAAAAGAAUUUGAAAAAAUUGUCAGACAUGCAGACGUCGAAGGACAACAAGUGCGAGAAGCAUCAAACCGAGCAGGCCGCUGUAAGCGACGUUAAAGAGAGCGUCAAUGAGAAAGGCGCGAUAUACGCGAACCAAUAUAGAAUGGCCACCGGCUAUAUCUCGGACAGCGGCCUCAGAAAUCGCGUAUUUAUUGACAAUCGAAACUUCAAAUAAAUUUUUCUUUUAUUCGAAGAUAUUUCGAUUACUUCAUCGGUUUUGUUUAUAUAACAAGCGUACAUCGAGCAUACCUUUGCUGCGAAUCAUCGCAGAACAGGUUGUACGUACUGGUUUACCUUCGCGAAGGUUGAAAUCUAAGUAAGAAGGUUGGGUAAGUUAAAUGUUUUUUUUUUUUUUUUUUUAUAACUGAGUUAUAAGUUGAAGUUAAAGAUCUUGCUCGAGCAAGAUUCUUGCUGCUGUUGCGCAUUCGCUCUUCCGCUGCAGCGUGCAAUAGACACGUUCCGUUUUUUUUAUUCAUAAGCGCGCAUGAUCUACAGUAUGUGUAACGUAUACUAUGGAUAAAUGUGCGCAUGAAACGGAACGCAUCUUAUAAACGUCUCACAACUGUAAAGCCCCUUGCACAAUGCGAAGGGAAUAGCGAUAGCGAUAGACACAGAAUUCCAACUCGUCGGAAAUUUUAUCGCUAUUGCUUAUUCCGUUUUCUGAUCCGCAUUGAUACAUGUGUAUUUUUGUACGUUAGAUUUCGCUGUGUUCUUAUACACUGUUAUUUAUAAAUAUAAACUCUUUAAAACUCUGGUGUUAUUUCUAUCGCUAUCGGUUCAAUUCUCGAACACGUACGAAUUUAUUCGCAUACAAAACGAGCUCAUUCUGAGCUUUGUGAUUGGCUUCGAAUUUUUCAGUCUAUAAUAAGUAUACGAUCGAACUAUGGUCAUACGACGAAAUAUAUGGUUCGUUUUGUAUGCGAACAAUUUUGCGUGAAGAUCAAAAUCUUAUGGCACGGCUACCUUGAAGAGAAUUGAAAUAAAAAGUUAACGGUUACCGAUAAAAUGUAACUAAAUUAAGUUAAAAAGUAAGAUUCUAAAAAUGUAACUAAGUUGUAAUUAUUUAACUUUUUAUCUUAACUUUUGUCUUUUUAACUAGACACUACCCAAUCCUGGUAAAUAAGUUCUCUCAGAGUUUUCUGUAAGUGUUUCAAAGCGGAAUCUCACUUGUACAAAAGACUUUUUGAUAUUGCGCGUAUAUUUGUGUGUAUGUAUGCAUAAGUGUGUUUAUACAUGUAUAGAUGCUAAUGUAAGAAAUAAAAACAGAGUAGAUAUGAAAUAACGAGGUUAUCAAAAUAAUAAAACGUUAAUCUCACAAUUAAAUUAAAUAUUAAAUCAAAUUGUGUUC